AUGGGAACACCUUCCCUGACUGUGGGAACACCUACUCUUACUGUGGAAACAUCUACCCUGACUGUGGGAACACCUACUCUUACUGUGGAAACAUCUACCCUGACUGUGUCAACACCUACCCUGACUACCACCUACCCUUACUGUGGAAACACCUACCCUGGCUGUGGGAAUAACUGCUGUGACUGUGGGAACACCUACCAAGACUGUUGGAACACCUACCCUGUCUGUUGGAACACCUACCCUGACUGUGGGAACACCUACCCGGACUUUGGGAACACCUUCCCUGACUGUGGGAACACCUACCCUGACUGUGGGAGCACCUUCCCUGACUGUGGGAACACCUUACCUGACUGUGGGAACACCUUCCCUGACUGUGGGAACACCUACCUUAACUGUGUAAAAACCUACCCUGUCUGUGGGAACACCUACCCUGACUAUGGGAAUAACUGCUGUGACUGUGGGAACACCUACCAAGACUGUUGGAACACCUACCCUGUCUGUGGGAACACCUUCCCUGACUGUGGGAACACCUACCUUAACUGUGUAAAAACCUACCCUGUCUGUGGGAACACCUACUCUGACGGUGGGAACAACUUCCCUGACUGUGGGAACACCUACCCUGACUGUGGGAACACCUUUCCUGUUUGUGGGAACACCUUACCUGACUGUGGGAACACCUUCCCUGACCUUGGGAGCAUCUACCCUGACUGUGUCAACACCUACCCUGACUGUGUCAACACCUACCCUGACUAUGGGAACACCUUCCCUGACUAUGGGAACACCUACCCUGACUAUGGGAACACCUUCCCUGACUGUGGGAACACCUACCUAGACUAUGGGAACACCUUCCCUGACUGUGGGAACACCUACCCCGACUGUGGGAACACCUACAUUGACUGUAAAAACCUACCCUGA
Pecten maximus is the source of this 915-nucleotide messenger RNA. RefSeq names its product delta-actitoxin-Amc1a-like. The transcript has 2 exons. NCBI's taxonomy places the organism in Eukaryota, Metazoa, Mollusca, Bivalvia, Pectinida, Pectinidae. The record is from RefSeq and is a predicted model, not a curated record. Bases 1 to 915 code for a protein of 304 amino acids.